CGCCUUCACACGUAGCUUCUAGUUUCAUACUUCCUUUGUCCCCAAAAGGGUAGGAUAGAACAUAGUUGUUCCAACAAAAGAAGGAAGAAAGACUUAGUUGUACAUCUGUACAGUAUAUAGUUGGAAAAUCCCUUCUUCUUAGUGUGUAUUAUGUGUAGUCAAGUUUAGUUCUUGUAGUACUUUGUGGGCUAUUUGUAUUUCCUUUCUUAUUGGCAGUACGACAGACUUUUAAUGAGUUUGCUGUUGCCGUGUGCAAGACUUCUCUUUGUUAAGUCAUUGCAGAGCCCUGAGGGUAACUCUGACGUUUAAACAGGUCCAAGAUUGAAUUUUUUGGGUAAUUUCCAAAAUCAGGAAGGAUUUCCAGUUCUGGGAUCUGGGCGAGCAAAAGUGAGUGGUGCUAUAAACCAUUUGAUGGUCAUGAAGUGCUUCCAAUUCCACAUUGGAGAGAAAAGGGAAGAAGCAAAGACACCAAGGCCAACUUCGGUGCAGUCCUCAUUUACUGAUCAUGAAAUAAGGCAAUCUGGAUCCGAAUUUAAUUCUCAGAAUGCAUCAGAAGAAAGCACCGAGUCCAGAGGUCGUAGCCAAUUCCCAAGUUUGUCAGAGAGACCCAGUAAUCUCAAGGUCUUCACUUUUCCGGAGCUGAAACAAGCAACAAAAAAUUUCAGCCGCACUACCAAACUUGGGGAAGGGGGAUUCGGAUGUGUUUUUAAGGGCAUUGUGAAGAUCUCUGAGGAUCCAGCUCAGAAAAUUGAUGUAGCUGUAAAACAACUUGGUAGAAGAGGACUGCAGGGUCACAAAGAAUGGGUUACAGAAGUUAAUGUUCUUGGUGUUGUUGAACAUCCAAAUCUCGUGAAACUCGUUGGCUACUGUGCUGAGGAUGAUGAAAGAGGAAUCCAACGACUUCUGAUAUAUGAAUACAUGCCCAAUGGAAGCGUGGAAGAACAUUUGUCAGCUAAGUCAGUCACACCUCUUCCGUGGGCUAUGAGGCUGAGGAUUGCCCUCGAUGCUGCACGUGGCUUAGCAUACCUGCAUGAGGAAAUGGAUUUUCAGAUCAUCUUCAGGGAUUUCAAAUCUUCUAACAUUCUCCUAGAUGAGCAAUGGAAUGCUAAACUAUCAGACUUUGGAUUGGCUCGACUGGGACCUCCAGAGGGACUAACCCAUGUAUCGACUGCGGUUGUCGGGACCAUGGGUUAUGCAGCUCCCGAAUACAUUCAAACUGGUCGUCUCACAUCAAAGAGCGAUGUAUGGAGCUAUGGCGUCUUCCUCUACGAGCUCAUUACUGGCAGACGGCCAUUGGAUCGGAACCGCCCCAGAAGUGAGCAGAAGCUCUUAGAAUGGGUAAAACCAUACCUAUCAGAUGCCAAGAAGUUUCAGCAGAUAUUGGAUCCAAGGCUUGAAGGGAAGCAAAUACUUAAAUCAGCUCACAAACUCUCGCUUGUAGCUAAUCGCUGCUUGGCCAGACUCCAGAAAACACGGCCAAAGAUGAGCGAAGUUCUGGAAAUGAUUAACCAAGUUGUAGAGGGAACAAACGGUACAGGCAAUCCCCAACCACCUUUGAUGAGUAAAGAGCAAAAAAAAAAGUUUGAGGAACCUGAAGCUAAAGGUAAAAGAAGGAUCGCAGACAUGAAAAUCGGGGACGGUGGCUGGCUGGUCCGUGUGUGGUCAUCAAAGCUCGUGAAGACAUGCUGACCCCAAAUGUUCAGGAGUAUAGUAGGAUUGACACGUUCUUUUGAGUACAUGAAGAAGAGUUUUUAGUAGUGUAAGACGCUAGUAACUUGUUGAAAUUCAUCGAUGGCCAACACAAUGGACUUGCUCGACUUUCGUUGGCUUGUGCUGUCACUGGUGUAACUUUCUGCUGCAAACGGACAUUUAGAUCGAGCAUUGACUUGAGAUGCUAUUCGGCUCCCUGCUCGAGGGACUUCUUUAGUCUCUAUAAACACCAAAAGUUCUGGGUGGAAAUGAUUCAGGGUAGGUAUAUGAGUUGGAAAUUUGCUUGUAUUGUCUUUGUUAGGACAUAUGAUGUGCACCUGAGCAAGUGUUUGUUGUGCUUGGGACAAAUUGCUGUCCGGAAAUAAAUCUGUAUAUUUUCUCGAGUGAGAAAAAUUCACAUUAUUGUUGUUGAAUCAACCGCGGAAAGUGCAACUUGGAGUGCUUAUUGGCGCGUGUAGGAUCAGGAUCAAAACCCUCCGACUUAGGAAGGGAAGAAUCCCAAAGACUGAUAGGUGCCUUUAUUUGGUGAACAUGUGUAAUUAGAGUUCAAGCAUUGAUGUAUUAAUUGUAAAAGUUGUUUCUUUUAUAAGUAUAAAAUAUUUAAACAGUGUGAA
Messenger RNA from Sesamum indicum (sesame), 2324 nucleotides. Its product is annotated as serine/threonine-protein kinase PCRK1. Gene Ontology annotation, biological process: protein phosphorylation. Gene Ontology annotation, molecular function: protein kinase activity; ATP binding. The record is from RefSeq and is a predicted model, not a curated record. Lineage: Eukaryota; Viridiplantae; Streptophyta; Magnoliopsida; Lamiales; Pedaliaceae.